CACGCUUUUCACGACUCUCACUACUAACUUCAUAAACCAUACCAUCUUCGAUGAAUUAGUGAAAAAGGUCGUGGGCGUUUUGUUUUAAUCAUCCGAUUCGGAAGUUCCUGUAUCUGUUUAUAAAUAGAACAGCUGUUAACACCGCCUCCAUUGUUGAGUUCGGAUCUACUCGAAAGAUGCAGAUAUUUGUGAAGACGUUGACAGGAAAGACGAUCACGUUGGAGGUGGAGCCUAGUGAUACCAUUGAGAAUGUGAAAGCGAAAAUCCAAGAUAAGGAGGGUAUUCCUCCUGACCAACAACGUCUGAUAUUUGCCGGUAAGCAGUUGGAAGACGGUCGUACUUUGUCUGAUUACAACAUCCAGAAAGAGUCGACUCUUCAUCUUGUUCUGCGUCUACGUGGUGGUAUGCAGAUAUUUGUGAAGACGUUGACAGGAAAGACGAUCACGUUGGAGGUGGAGCCUAGUGAUACCAUUGAGAAUGUGAAAGCGAAAAUCCAAGAUAAGGAAGGUAUUCCUCCUGACCAACAACGUCUGAUAUUUGCCGGUAAGCAGUUGGAAGACGGUCGUACUUUGUCUGAUUACAACAUCCAGAAAGAGUCGACUCUUCAUCUUGUUCUGCGUCUACGUGGUGGUAUGCAGAUAUUUGUGAAGACGUUGACAGGAAAGACGAUCACGUUGGAGGUGGAGCCUAGUGAUACCAUUGAGAAUGUGAAAGCGAAAAUCCAAGAUAAGGAGGGUAUUCCUCCUGACCAACAACGUCUGAUAUUUGCCGGUAAGCAGUUGGAAGACGGUCGUACUUUGUCUGAUUACAACAUCCAGAAAGAGUCGACUCUUCAUCUUGUUCUUCGUUUACGUGGUGGUAUGCAGAUAUUUGUGAAGACGUUGACAGGAAAGACGAUCACGUUGGAGGUGGAGCCUAGUGAUACCAUUGAGAAUGUGAAAGCGAAAAUCCAAGAUAAGGAGGGUAUUCCUCCUGACCAACAACGUCUGAUAUUUGCCGGUAAGCAGUUGGAAGACGGUCGUACUUUGUCUGAUUACAACAUCCAGAAAGAGUCGACUCUUCAUCUUGUUCUGCGUCUACGUGGUGGUAUGCAGAUAUUUGUGAAGACGUUGACAGGAAAGACGAUCACGUUGGAGGUGGAGCCUAGUGAUACCAUUGAGAAUGUGAAAGCGAAAAUCCAAGAUAAGGAGGGUAUUCCUCCUGACCAACAACGUCUGAUAUUUGCCGGUAAGCAGUUGGAAGACGGUCGUACUUUGUCUGAUUACAACAUCCAGAAAGAGUCGACUCUUCAUCUUGUUCUUCGUCUACGUGGUGGUAUGCAGAUAUUUGUGAAGACGUUGACAGGAAAGACGAUCACGUUGGAGGUGGAGCCUAGUGAUACCAUUGAGAAUGUGAAAGCGAAAAUCCAAGAUAAGGAGGGUAUUCCUCCUGACCAACAACGUCUGAUAUUUGCCGGUAAGCAGUUGGAAGACGGUCGUACUUUGUCUGAUUACAACAUCCAGAAAGAGUCGACUCUUCAUCUUGUUCUUCGUCUACGUGGUGGUAUGCAGAUAUUUGUGAAGACGUUGACAGGAAAGACGAUCACGUUGGAGGUGGAGCCUAGUGAUACCAUUGAGAAUGUGAAAGCGAAAAUCCAAGAUAAGGAAGGUAUUCCUCCUGACCAACAACGUCUGAUAUUUGCCGGUAAGCAGUUGGAAGACGGUCGUACUUUGUCUGAUUACAACAUCCAGAAAGAGUCGACUCUUCAUCUUGUUCUUCGUUUACGUGGUGGUAUGCAGAUAUUUGUGAAGACGUUGACAGGAAAGACGAUCACGUUGGAGGUGGAGCCUAGUGAUACCAUUGAGAAUGUGAAAGCGAAAAUCCAAGAUAAGGAAGGUAUUCCUCCUGACCAACAACGUCUGAUAUUUGCCGGUAAGCAGUUGGAAGACGGUCGUACUUUGUCUGAUUACAACAUCCAGAAAGAGUCGACUCUUCAUCUUGUUCUGCGUCUACGUGGUGGUAUGCAGAUAUUUGUGAAGACGUUGACAGGAAAGACGAUCACGUUGGAGGUGGAGCCUAGUGAUACCAUUGAGAAUGUGAAAGCGAAAAUCCAAGAUAAGGAGGGUAUUCCUCCUGACCAACAACGUCUGAUAUUUGCCGGUCAAGAAUUUCUUAUCGAUUGUCUCCAACAUGGUAAUUUCACACUAAAUGAUUGUUUUUCAAAAGAAGAAUCAUUCAGCAAUAAUUUAAAUUCAGGUGAUCAGUGUCCACAAAAGUUCCAGAGCAAUACAAAUAUGAACGACAGUUUAAUGCAAUCAUUAAUGAAACAGUUGGACUAA
Molecule: messenger RNA, 2318 nt
Organism: Schistosoma turkestanicum
Lineage: Eukaryota; Metazoa; Platyhelminthes; Trematoda; Strigeidida; Schistosomatidae
Source: the annotation of a GenBank genome assembly